AUGAACCAGUUGAAACGGAUGCAGCGGAAAGCUGCUCUAUGGAUUACGGGUGCUUUCCGCACCUCACCCACAGGCGGUCUUGAGGCCUUGGCGGGUCUCAUUCCCGUCCACCUUAUGCUGAAGAAGUUGGCAACGCGCGCAGUGUAUCGCGUCGCCACCCUGGCAGACACUCACCCUCUUCGCUCCAUGAUGGGCAAGGGACUUCUUAAGCAAGCCGCACCACAUGCCCGCUCAGCCGCCUUGAUGACCCCAGCCAUGCGAGGGAAAGUCAAGAGCACUGUUAUGGAGGUGGACGAGCGUGUCCACGCUUUAACUGAGAGCUUCAAGCCCUUUGCACUCGAAGCUCGCCCAGGCGAUCGGUUGCUGGACCGCUAUGCGGACCGUCUCCGUUUUGACGAGUGUGAUCCUGGCCAGGAUAGACGCCCAUAUCUAGACAAGCUCAUCGCGAAAGCGAGGGCUGACCCCUAA
This is a messenger RNA of Cyclocybe aegerita, 468 nucleotides long. The record is from the annotation of a GenBank genome assembly. NCBI's taxonomy places the organism in Eukaryota, Fungi, Basidiomycota, Agaricomycetes, Agaricales, Hemipholiotaceae.